AGUCGGAGCGCGCUCGAAAGGCGUGAACAGCUGCGGGAGCGGACGGCUUUCAGUUGGCGCCGGUGAGGAAGGAGCCCUUGGACCGCAAGACCCCCGAAAGGAUCUUCCCAGACUCCCCGCCGCCGGCCGGCAAGAAUGGCUCUGGCGGUGAACCCCGCGGACGAGCCCCGGGUGUACCAGCAGACGCUUCUGCAGGACGGCCUGCGCGACCUCCUGGAGAACGACAAGCUGGUGGAUUGCGUUCUGAAAAUCAAGGGCAAGGAGUUCCCGUGCCACCGCUUGGUCCUGUGCGCCUGCAGUUCCUACUUCCGCACUCUCUUUCUGUCCGACCUGGACGAAAGCAAAAAACGCGAGGUGGUCGUGGAGGACGUCGAGCCGGGGGUGAUGGGGCUGAUCCUCGAGUACCUGUACACCUCCAGGAUCGACGUGACCGAGCACAACGUCCAGGACAUCUUUGCCGUGGCCAACGUUUACCAGAUCCCGUCCGUUUUCACGGUCUGCGUGUCCUUCCUCCAAAAGCGUCUGAGCCUCAGCAACUGCCUGGCGGUCUUCAGGCUCGGUUUGAUGCUGGACUGCCCCAGGUUGGCCGUCUCGGCCCGCAACUUUGUCUGCGAGCGCUUCCGGCUCGUCUCCCGGGACGAGGAGUUCCUCGGCCUGCGGCCCGGCGAGCUGGCCGCCAUCCUGGCCGAGGACGCCCUGGACGUGGACUCCGAGGAAGCAGUGUUCGAGGCCUUGAUGAAGUGGGUGGCGCGGGACCCGGGCCAACGGGAGAAGGACCUGCCCGGUUUGCUGGACUGCGUUCGUUUGCGUCUGCUGAGCGAGGACUACUGGAGGGACAAGGUGGAGAAGAACAAACUCCUCUCCGACAGCCCCGAGCUGCGAGAGAAGCUCCAGCUGGUCAGGGACGCUCGGGCGGGGAAAAUGCCUCGAGUCGACGCCGAGGGGCGGAAGGAAGACGGCGAGGGGGAGCGGCAAAAUCUCCUCCCCGGGAUCCUCAACGACAACAUGCGCUUCGGAAUGUUCGUCCGCGAGUUGAUCCUGAUGGUCGGCGACGCGGGGGCGGUGGCCUAUGACCCGGCGGGCAACGACUGCUUCGUGGCGGCCGUCUCCGCGCAGGUUCCAAAGAACCACGUCAGCCUGGUCACCAAGGAGAACCAGAUCUUUGUAGCCGGGGGCUUGUUCGUCGACGAGCACAACGAGGAGGAGCCACUCUGCUCUUACUUCCUGCAGUACGACCCGGUCAACGCCGACUGGCUGGCCAUGCCGCCGCUCCCGUCCCCCCGCUUCCUGUUCGGGCUCGGGGAGGCCGAGAACUCCAUCUUUGUCGUUGGGGGGAAAGAAGCGAAGGAGCAAGAGCGCACGCUGGACUCGGUCCUGGUCUACGACAGACAAACUUUCAAAUGGGGCCAGUCAGACCCGCUUCCGCACGCCGUCUACGGACAUGCCACCCUUUCGUCUGACGACACGCUUUAUGUGAUCGGGGGCAAAGGAGACGACAAGAAAUGCUCGAGCAAGAUGCACGCAUAUGACGCUAGGAGGUUCGAAUGGAAGGAACUGGCUUCCAUGAAGACCGCACGCUCAUUAUUCGGCGCGACAGUUCACCAGAACAAAAUCUACGUGGCAGCCGGAGUCACCGACGCAGGGCUGAGCGAUUCCGUGGAGGUGUACGACAUCGCAGCCAACAAGUGGUCCGACUUUGAGCCCUUCCCCCAAGAACGCAGUUCCCUGAACUUAGUGUCUCUGGGCGGCUCACUCUUCGCAGUAGGAGGUUUCGCCAUGAUGCCACUGGAGGACAGCGAGGACAUCGUCCCCAAAGAGAUGAACGACAUCUGGAGGUACAAUGAGACCGAGAACAAGUGGACUGGGAUUUUGAGAGAGAUUCAGUACGCGUCGGGCGCCACUAUUUUGGGGGUCCGACUCAACACGCUGCGACUCGACAAGAUGUAAAAAAAGAAAGAAAGAAAAAAAACAAACACUUCUUUAUUUCUUAACUG
This is a messenger RNA of Hippocampus zosterae (dwarf seahorse), 1994 nucleotides long. RefSeq names its product kelch-like family member 40b (gene klhl40b). The transcript has 6 exons. The record is from RefSeq and is a predicted model, not a curated record. Lineage: Eukaryota; Metazoa; Chordata; Actinopteri; Syngnathiformes; Syngnathidae. Gene Ontology annotation, molecular function: protein binding. Bases 136 to 1947 code for a protein of 603 amino acids.